Molecule: messenger RNA, 2803 nt
Organism: Capsella rubella
Lineage: Eukaryota; Viridiplantae; Streptophyta; Magnoliopsida; Brassicales; Brassicaceae
Product: caldesmon
Exons: 5
Coding region: 63-2558 (831 amino acids)
Source: RefSeq, a predicted model, not a curated record
GACUUCUCUUUCUUUUGUUUGUCUUCUUGUUUCUGGACUCAAGAGAGAAGACUCAAGAGAGAAUGAGUUCGAAUGGCGAGAAGAGAAUGAUGAAAAGGUCGGAUUUCGCGCAGAAGUUGUUGGAUGAUCUUCGCGUGCGGAAGGAACAGCUUUCAGGCUCCAAGAACUGUCUACCAACAGAUAACUAUGCAUAUUCUAACAGAGGAUUUAAGGGAUCCAGAGCAAAAUCUACAGCAUUUCAAGAACUCACUAGCAGCAACAUAGAGGCUUCAAAUCAGUUAGUAACUUAUGGAAAAGGCCGGAGCAUGGAGAAAAUCGAUCUUUCGAAAGCAUUAGCAUUUGCACUUGAGAAUGCUGGGAAAGCUACAAGAUCAGAUCCUUCAGGGAGUGCUUCAAUCAUUAGUUUCUUGCAUGAAGUAGGAAAGAGAUCUUUGGGAGAAAGAAGAAGCAGUCAAGUUUUGGUGCAACAACAACAACCUUCCUCAAGUAGUCCUAUGAUUCAUGUUCAUAUAAAAGAGAUUUCAAAGGGAGCUCAAAAACUGAAUCAGAUCAUUAAAGCAUGUAGUAACGGCCUCAGUUUUCGUAAAGGGAGGUACUCGAUACAAUGCGGGGAACAGCUCAUGGAAGGUGCCAUUGAGUUAGAACAGUCUCUUCGUCUGCUUGUAGACAUACAACAAGCUUCUGAGUAUACAACUAAUAAACAGAGGAAAAACAGAAUCAAGCUGCUUGAAGAAAAUGAUGAUGAUGAAGAAGAGGAGGCUCAUAACCAAAACUACCAAAAGAUCAAACAAGUAGCAAAGGCAGAUAUCGAGAUGAGACUAUUGGCGCUUAACUAUCAAGAAGAUAAUAAGAGCAAACAUAGAAAAACAAGUAGUUGCGGAGAUACAGAAGAGAGAUCAUUGAAACCUCAGAAAGGAAGGAUUCCAAGUGUUGUUGCCAAGUUAAUGGGAUUAGGAGAGUUUCCAGAAGAUGAAAAAGAGACCAACAACAAAAAUGAUGCAUCCAUUAAAUCUGCAGAGAAUCUCACAAGGCAUAGAGUAAUGCAAGCUAGUGAAAAUCUUGUUGAACAGAAGACACCAAGGAAGUCAACAUCAUUGGAUUUAGUAAUCCAUAAGGAGACUCAAACCGCGAAUGAGAUAAUCUACAAAGUCAAGUCUCAGCAGAAAUAUAGAGAGAAAGAUGAUUCAGUUUCAAACAGUAGAAAAAGAAGCAAAGUUUCAUACAAGAAGGAUGGAGAAGUGACGACGAAAAAUGUUAUCCGAAGGAAUCCAUCUCCAACAGAAACUAAACAUAAGGUUGUCGCGAGGAGUCAACAAAAGCCUUUACAUAAACUUAGUUUUGAGAAGAAACUAGUUAUUCAUAAACCUGAGGAAGAAGAGAUCAUUAAGAAAGAGAAGUUGCAGCGAGAAAAUAGCGUAAAGACCAAUCAGUCAACAAAACUUUUGAGUUCAGUGGACAUACAAAAGAAGGUAGCACUCACAGAAAGUACUAAAGCUCCAAGAAAAAGCUUUUCUCAUGCUGAAGUAGCACACAAGGGAAGAGAAGGAGAGGUACAUAAAGCCAAGAUUCGCGAGAAGAAAAAACAAGACAUAUAUAAUCAAAAUGAAGGAUUGUACAAAGUAAUGAAGCCACCAGAGAUUAAGAAAGCAGAAGGAAAACAUGAUCAGUUACUCAGAAGUUACAACAAUAAGAUGAAGGAAGAAUCAGAUACAUGCAUCAAAGCAUCUCAAGUUUCAAGUGUUGAGGUCCAAUCAUCAAACAAAAAUGUGGUAGAGCAUAAGAGAGGGAUCAAAGAUGACUCAAUUCUUCUUAUUGCUGCGGAGAGAGUCACAUGCGAAGCUCCAUUAGAAAAUCAUCAUGGGCUUAUGUUCACGGAUGGGAUAGAUCAACAAGCUCCAAUAUCAAAGUUAAAUGAAGAUUCAGAGAGAUUACCCAAGACAAUAUGUAAAGGAACUAAAGAUGAGGUGGAAACUGGUUUAUCCUUGUUGGAGAAGCGACAAGAACACCGAAAACAAGAAACUACGUACACAUUUUCUGAAAAUGAAAGAAUCCUCAAGAAGAUAUUUGUGAAAAGCCAAAUAUUUCUAGACACAGCAAAGGCACUUUUCAAACUCAACAUUCCUCCAAGUGUCUAUCAUGACGCCUACGUUGAAAGCAAUUACUAUCAAGAAGACAAGAACCUAAUCCUAGAUUGCGGUUUCGAGCUAAUGAAACGAAAAAGAAGAUUUCAAGAGUUAAGUGUACAUCCUUUCGUCAAGACACCCAUCAGUUCCUCUAGAGUAAACUCAUUGGACCAUCUUAUUAUACAAAUAAGCAAAGAGUUAGAGAAGCUGAGAGCCUACGGUAGAGACUACUACCACAUUGGAUCACAUGUUGAAGACUAUGUCUUGGAAAGAGAUGUUCACCAUAAAGAUCCAAACUUGAACUCAAUGUGGGAUAUGGGUUGGAACGAUUCGAUGCGAGCCUUCAUCGAAAAAGAUGAUGUUAUGAGGGAUAUAGAGAGGGAAGUCUUCAGUGGACUCUUGGAUGAGAUAACAAGAGAUCUUAUAUGCAUAUAGCCGAGAGUACUCUUCUUUCUCUCCGAGUCAAAAGUGAGUUCUUGUUACGUUUUAGGUGAAUCUUUCAGACGUUAAUACAUUAACAAGACAUGUAUCUACUUUGUUAAUGUUUUGUCUUAAAUUGGUUUUAUUUUCAACCUUGUGUGAGCAAAAUGAUAUGGUAUAUAUUGGAUAUUGAAUCCAUGGGUAGAGAUGAGAGUCCUUUGUGUACUAUCUAUGAGAUUGAUGUAACAAAAUUAGUAGAU